Molecule: messenger RNA, 2065 nt
Organism: Penaeus monodon (black tiger shrimp)
Lineage: Eukaryota; Metazoa; Arthropoda; Malacostraca; Decapoda; Penaeidae
Product: Bardet-Biedl syndrome 4 protein-like
Exons: 7
Coding region: 342-1262 (306 amino acids)
Biological process (GO): cilium assembly; protein localization to cilium
Cellular component (GO): ciliary basal body
Molecular function (GO): protein binding
Source: RefSeq, a predicted model, not a curated record
CUCAGUGGGAGUAUAAGUUCAUGGUGGAACCAGUAUUGUGUGGGUUGCUGCUCAUGAUUUUGAUAUUUUGUGCAGUAGACCAGCUUCCAUGCAGACAUCUUUGCAGUAUUACACACUGUGCCUCUAGUAUAGACUCCAAGUAUUUGCAGAAUUAACCCAGAGAAAAGUGCCAAGAAAGUGCCUUGAACCAGAUUGAAUUAGUUACCAGAUUUCUGCACAGUUUGUAGGAACUGAAAUGUCAUGUAAAUAAGAGACUUUGAAAUAACUACUGUUUGUGAUGAUGUCAGCCCACUGGGAAUGAAGAUCUUUUUUGACAGUUUGUGAACACUUACAGCUAUAGGAUGAAUAACAAUGCCUUAGGGGGUUCCAUGGUCAUUCUCCUGCCAGAAAGACUUGACCCGAACCGAAAGAGUCACCAAGAUUUUGACGUGGCUUUGGCAAAGUAUCGCAUUGCAGCCCAGAAAAUACCUGAGUCACCUCUAUUAUGGAACAACAUUGCUAUGUGCUUCUUUGGCAAGAAAAAAUAUGUUGCUGCCAUAAGCUGCUUGAAAAGAGCCAAUUAUCUGGCACCAUUUGAGUGGAAGAUCCUGUACAACCUAGGCUUGGUUCACCUCACUAUGCAGCAAUACACAUCAGCCUUCCACUUCCUGUCUGCUGCUGUCAACUUACGGCCUACUAAAGGACAUAUUUUUAUGCUCCUUGCUAUUGCUCUUACCUAUUUAGAUGACGAGGAAAAUGCCGGCCAGGCAUAUGACCAGGCACUAAGAUUAGAGAUCCGUGAUCCGAGCAUCUGCCUCAACUACGCAAUCUUUCUGUAUAACCAAGAUUCCACGGAGGAUGCAAAAAGAAUGAUAAAUGAAUUUGAAGCAAGAGUUGUCAAAUUCAGGCAGUCCACUGGUGCAGAUCUUGAUACAGAGAUUUUAGAGAAUGGAGCAAAGUUAGCAGCACUUUUGGGUAUAGAUGGUACCGUUUUCCGCAAGAGAACUAGCAGAACAAGACUGGAGGCUCCUGAUGAGUCAAUACCUCCUGAGAAAGUUGGUGUUUCGAAUGUGAAUCAGGGUGUUGAGCAAGAUUCAGCCGCUCCAGCCCAAGCCCCAGAGAAUCCCCAAGAAGUCGGGGAAAAGUCCUUGCUGGUGCCUCCCUCAGAGAAUCCCGAGGCAGAUGAGGAACUCCCACCUUCAUGGAACGAGCAGUCAUUUGAGGAGAAGGAAGAUAAGGAGGAAGACGAUGACUUUGGGAAGGAAGAGGAGGAUUUGGUCUGAGUGUCGGGGUGAGGGAACUCCAUAGCAGAUUAAGUGAAGGUAGUUUUGGGGGAUUUACGGAUUGCUUCGGUUUGAUGACUUCGAGUGUCCUCUGUAAUUUAGGUAUUUUUUGUGAAAUAUGUUUUCCGUGUUUUGAUUAUGUGCAGUUGGUAUAUUAUUUAGUUCUUUCUUCCUUUUGCAUCUUAUAUCACAAAGUUGAUAAAGAUGUUUAGAAAUAUUGUAGUUCUGCAAAAUGAUAAUAUUAUGUAUGGUGAAGCUUUACGUAAUUGUGUGUAAAAGGAGUGAGAUUCAUUGAACUUUGCAUAUCUGGUCAUUGUAUUCUCUUCAUAUUUUGUGGCACUGAAUGAUAGUGCGGCAGAAGAAAGUAGAUUUCAUUUUAUGCUGGUAAUUUAUGGCUUUUCACGAAGGGUAGGACAAGGGCCUGGUAAAACUCCUUCACCUCCCUAUCUGUUUUAUCAAGCAACAUUUGAAAGUGCACUGCAUAUAUGUUUUUUAAAUUUUAUUUCAUAAAUAACUAAGAGUAAUCAUUGGCAUAUGUAAAGUGUUUAUUUGAAUGAUCUGUAGAGUAUGGGAAGUUAUAUGCACAGUAUGAACAUAUGUGGUUGUAGAUUUUAUAUAGCAAUAAAUGCCUUGUACACUUAUUACCAAUGAAAUGUAUUGCAAAUGUGAUCAUUAGAAAGAGAUUCCGUCCACUAUGUACAAAUAGUGAUUAUGAAGAAAUAUUUUUGUCUGGCAAGAAUAAUUUUAUUUCCCUAUUUAUACUAAUAAAUUGCCAACUAUGUGAGUGGUCUUUAGAUAAAGCU